AAACCGGUAGUGCUAUUGAAGAUACGUUGAAGUCGAAAACGAACCAACUCGUUAAUAAAAUGGAUAAUAGUACUUGUAGUAGCGAACAAGAAGAUGCUGCCAACCGAUGUCGGUGGUUUCGCAUCAAUUGGAAAUGGUGCAAAAUGGGCAGCUAUCAUCUUGGAAUAAAUAUCCGCUUAAAUCCAGUGGUGUCGCUUGUUUCUGCUCAGAUUAUUUGGGUCUUUGUCGCUUGGUGCAUAAUGAAACCGGAGAUAGCGAAUUCCACGAUGGCCGAGUGGAAAACAUGGAUCACCGCUACCUUUACCUGGAUGUACAUUGGUACCCAAGAUGCCUGGGCUGUAUUUAUAAUCGUUCUGUACUUCUCCAAAUACGGCAACAUGAAACUGGGAAAACCGGAUGAAAAACCUGAAUUCAAAGACGCGACUUACUUCACCAUGCUGUUUGCCGCUGGCAUAGGGAUCGGUUUAUUCUACUUCGGAGUGGCUGAACCAGUAUGGCACUACGCACCUGGUCCCUAUGGAAACCGCUACUGGAAGAGGUACACUGACAAUCAACGCGCUCAAGACUCCAUCAACUUAACUUUAUUCCACUGGGGAAUUCACGGAUGGAUUGUGUACGUUGUAGUUGGCCUUCUCCUUGCCUUUGUAGGAUACAGACAAGGGCUUCCCAUGACAAUGCGCUCCUGCAUGUACCCCCUCAUAGGUGACAAGAUUUAUGGAUGGAUGGGCGACGCCAUCGACAUAAUAUCAGUGGUUUGUACCAUGUUCGGCGUUUGUACGAGCUUGGGACUGGGUGUUAUGCAGCUCAAUGCCGGUGUCCAUCGCCUAAAAAGUUCAGUAGAGUUCAGCACCUUGAAUCAAAUUAUCAUUAUCUGGUGCGUAACGGCCUGUGCUACCGUCUCGGUCAUCACUGGACUAAAAAUGGGCAUCCGACGCCUAAGCGAGACUUGUUUUGCCUUAGGCGUGUUCAUUAUGAUGCUCGUGUUCUUCUUUGACGAUCCCUGCCACACACUGAACUUGCUCGUCCAGAGCACUGGUUAUUACAUGCAAACUAUUGUCCAACUUGGCUUCCACACCGACGCCUUCGCUCAACUUGGAAAUGCACAUGAUGGCAAGGAAAAACCUGGAUGGAUGGACUCAUGGACCAUUUUCUACUGGGGAUGGUGGAUUGCUUGGUCACCCUUCGUUGGCAUGUUCAUCGCAAAGAUAUCCAGAGGAAGAACCAUUAGACAGUUCAUCAACGCAACACUCACCGCACCAGUGGCCUUCUCAAUCUUAUGGUUCAGCGUUUUUGGAGGAGCAGGACUUAAAAUGGAAAGAGAUGCUACUCUGGCCAAUAUAACAUGUGACUUACCUAAGGGCGGAAAAAACGCUACCGAGUCUCUGAACGGUUUAUUCCGCCUGUCCUGUCGUGAUAAGAAUGACAUGUGGUUCGAUGUAAUGAGCCAAUAUGGAGACAUGGGAAGUUUUCUUUCCGUGCUCUCCUUGAUCGGCAUUGUCCUUUACUUCGUCACAAGCUCUGACAGUGGUUCACUUGUUAUAGACUGCCUGUCAGCCAAUGGCGACCCAAAGCCACCAGUCCUACAACGAGUCUUUUGGGCUCUAACAGAAGGUGCUACAGCCACUGCUCUUCUUUACGUCGGAGGUGGCGAAGCACUGAAUGCCUUGCAAACAGUUUCUAUCGCGUCUGGAGUGCCAUACACAAUCAUGCUCUGCUUUAUGUGCGUGGCACUAUGGCGGGCCGUCAAAGUAGAGGCUGGAGACCUGGAUCCUAACGGUCCACAAUUCACCACUGGACUUCUGGAUGUUUUAAGUACCCCAACCGUCGAGAGCGUAUGUAAAGUAAUAAUCAGCAUCUUUGCUCCCUGGUACUCCAUGGGAACUGCAGCUGGAAUGGUAGAGAAACCACUUGGUAGAAUGUGGACCCAUAUGCUGAUCAUGGCGCUACCGUUCUACGCUUGUAUUUCCAUGCUGGUUCUGGAACGCCUCUGCGUUUUUUCAGGGAUCUGCUACGUUGGAUAUACUCUGCUUUUUGGUUUCUUCGCCUAUGCUACUGGGGUACGCAACUCGAUCCGCGAGAAAUACGAAAUCAACGGAAACAUAGCCGAAGACUUCUUCGCAGUCAUGGUGUUAUACCCAUUUGCUGCUUACCAGAUGGAACACCACAUGAAAAACCAUAAGCCGACGAAUCAUAUCCAAAAUGGACACUGUCUACCUGAGUCAUGUCGUAUACCUCUCGGAGAGAUGGAAAAACUAAUGUAUCCAGAUGCUAGAAAAACGGACGUAUAAUGUUUUUAACUCUUACUAUAGAUAUCA
This is a messenger RNA of Pocillopora verrucosa, 2315 nucleotides long. Its product is annotated as glycine betaine transporter 1-like. Gene Ontology annotation, cellular component: plasma membrane. Gene Ontology annotation, biological process: nitrogen compound transport. Lineage: Eukaryota; Metazoa; Cnidaria; Anthozoa; Scleractinia; Pocilloporidae. Gene Ontology annotation, molecular function: transmembrane transporter activity. The record is from RefSeq and is a predicted model, not a curated record.